GACGGCGGCGUGUUGGAAACGUUUGCCCGGCUGGUAGCGAGGCGCAGCUUGUAGUCGACAUUAACUUCAUACGUUUAAAAAAACAAAACGCGUAACAUGCAACUUAGCUAGCGAACUAUUAGCUACUGCUCUCCUUUUCUUUCCGUUGAAAUGGCCGAAACGGAAAGUUCAACACGGAGAGGAUUCCUGGACUUCAGUCCGGUAAAGAGAGACAACGCUAACAAGGAAAACGAGGUUCCAGUUUUGAUCUUGACCCUGUUUUCCAAGGCUCCCUUUGUGUCGUUCGGGACGGUAAAGCUCGGCACCUCCAAGUCCGUCGUUCUGCGCAUCGAGAACCCGACGGAGGACGCAGACGCGGAGGUCACCGUCGAAAGGAUCCCCUCGAGCAAAGGCUUCUCCGUGGACCGCGACACGAUCACGAUCCAGCCCGAGGACUCGUUCGGUUUGACGGUAACAUGGACUCCGUCAGAAGAAGGCGCGAUCAGAGAGCUCAUCCACUUCAGCGCCAACGGGGUCCUCAAACACCAGGCCGUGCUGCUGGGCAGAGCAGAGGCCCCCAAGAAGAAAAAGAAAAGCUUAUGGGACACAAUCAAAAACAAAAGGGAUGGUGAAAAAGUAACUGCACCAAGGAGAAAGAAAACCGAACAACCGUUGAAAAUGUCUGCCAAUAAGACCUUCCAAGUGUCCAGAAAGCCACAGUACAAACGGGAAAAGCCACGCAGCCCGCUGGCUUCUCUCAACGAGGGCAAAGUGGUCCGAGAGAGAUCCUUCCCCAAGCUCGGCCCCGAUGUCGAUUACUCUCCGAAAUCGCAUUCCACCGAGAGGCAACGGCCUGGGGGCUUGUUGGACCAGGAGAAUGUCUAUCGCGUUCAGAGGAGCUCUCCUCUCGUCCUGCUCGUACCGGCCGGAGACCCGGUGGCCUCCGGCAGCGUGUCCGCCUGCGCCGAUGCCUUCGUCGGCAAACCCGAAAGCAAAGAUCUCACCAAAAUGCUCAACAGGACGCUGUCGCCCGUCGGGACCCCCGAACGGUUUAAGAAGCUCAUGCCGCACAUUCGGUCCGACGGCCCGCUCGCUCCCCCUGUGAAUGCUGGCGCUGACCGCGCGCCACCUGGAACCCCGGUUCUGUCUUUGAAGGAUGCCCUGGCCCUCAUCGACUCCGAUCUGAGCCUCGUUAGCACCAGCCCCAGAGACACCAGUCUGAGCUGUAGUUUUUCCGAUUCACUUGAAUCCACCAGUGGGAGUCGUGGCUGGGGAGCCGACGGGAAGGUUCCCGCAGCGCCGCCCGAUAGCCCGCGGGGCCCCGAGUCCGGGGAGGCCAGACUGACUUUCUUUGUCAGCGACACGGCCGUCGUUCCGGAGAGUGGCGGUGCGGCGGGGGGGCUCAAAAAGGCCCCCUUUACCUCCGCCACAGUGACGAAGAGCCGCGCGCCAGUCGAGGCCGUCCAUUCGAGCGGAAGGAAAACGAAGCGGUCCAGGCGGAGGCUUUUGGAGAGGACGCUCGAGCUGUCUGACGGCCAGGGCGAGUCCGGACCGCCCCCCCCCGGACUCCCCGUCAUAGACCUGCACGCAGAAACCACGCCGCAGGGCCGGGCGGUCGCGUCCCCCUGGUGCUCGCCCGCACCAGUCACCUUCCCCGUCACCUCGCCCCCACCCGUAGCCCCCGGCCGCUUCUCUUUCUCGGCCCCACCCGCGGCCCUCGGGGUGACCUCUCCGUCGCCCCUGGGCUCCUCGUCCCCGCUGCACCGAGCGUCCGGGUCUCCUCCGGCGCCGCCGCGUGCCCACGACGACUCGUUCCCGGUCCACGUGGCGGCGACGAGCAAGAAGAGGAAGAGCGAGGAGUAUUUGAGGAGUGACGCGAAGGCCGUGCCCGGCGGGAAAUCUGAGCGCUUCAAGAGGAGCAGGGUGGUGGUGGUGGCGGCGGCGGCGGGGAAAGCUGAGCCGCCUCCGCGGUGGCCUGCGCAGGAGAAGAGGAGUGCAUCUCGGAGGCAACCGCCGAAUGCAGCAGGCUCUGUGCGCUCAACGUCUUCAUCGUCUCAGAAGACGGCGAAGUCUGUGCUUCCUUUCCGGGCCAAGCAGUCCGGCUCCAAUGUCUCCUCGCGAGGCGCCCGGCCGUGUGGCGUUUCAUCGGUGAAGGCCGCAAAGGUGGUGGCCGUUGCCCAGUCCAAGCUGACCUUCAUUAAGCCGGCGCAGACGGGCAUACCGAGACACCCGAUGCCAUUCGCUGCCAAGAACAUGUUCUACGACGAGCGGUGGAUCGAGAAGCAGGAGAGGGGCUUCACGUGGUGGAUCAACUACGUCCUCACUCCGGACGACUUCCGGGUCAACACCGAGGUCGCCAAAGUGAACGCCGUGACCCUUGUCGUCGUCGGCGGCGGCGAUGACGACAAGUACAGCGUGCCCAAGGCUCCCACCAAAGAAGAGAUGUCCUUCAGCACCUACACGGCCCGGCGGAAGCUGAACCGCCUGCGUCGCUCGGCCUGCCAGCUGUUUGCUUCGGAGGCCCUGGUCAAGGCCAUUCAGAGGCUGGAGCUGGAGGUGGAGGCCAAGAGGCUGCUCGUCCGAAAAGACCGCCAUCUUUGGAAGGACAUUGGUGAACGCCGCAAACUCCUCCACUGGCUUCUGUCAUACAACCCGCUGUGGUUAAGGAUUGGACUCGAGACCAUCUUCGGGGAGCUGAUCUCGCUGGAGAGCAACAGCGACGCUCUGGGUCUGGCUCUGUUCAUCCUCCAGCGGCUGCUGUGGAACCCGGACAUCGCUGCGCAGUUCAGACACGCCAAAGUGCCUCACCUUUACAGAGACGGCCAUGAGGAGGCGCUGUCUCGCUUCACUCUGAAGAAGCUUCUUCUGCUGGUUUGUUUCCUGGACAAAGCCAAAGAGGCCCGCCUGAUUGAGCAUGACCCCUGUCUGUUCUGCCUGGAUGCAGAGUUCAAGACCAGUAAAGACCUGCUCUUGGCCUUCUCCAGGGACUUCCUGAGCGGGGAAGGCAUCCUCCCCCGGCAUCUGGGCUACAUGGGGCUGCCCGUCUCCCACGUUCAGAGGCCCCUGGACGAGUUCGACUUCGCUGUGAAGAACUUGGCGGUCGACCUGAAAUGCGGCAUUCGCCUAGUGCGUGUGAUGGAGCUCCUCAUCCAGGACUGGAGUUUGUCAGCCAAGCUCCGCGUGCCAGCCAUCAGCCGCCUGCAGAAGGUCCACAACGUCGACGUGUCUCUGCAAGUGCUCAAAAGCAGAGGGGUGGACCUCAAGGAUGAACACGGGUCCAACAUUGAUUCCAGAGACAUUGUGGAUGGACACAGAGAGAAGACCCUGAGCCUUCUGUGGAAGAUCAUCUUUGCGUUUCACGUGGAGAGAAUUUUGGACGAGGAUCAGCUGAGGGAUGAAAUCGGCUUCCUGACGAGAACCUUGAGGACCAAGCGGCGGCUGGCGUCUCUUCGGGCUGAUCGAGGCCUUCGGGCCAGUCCUUCGAAGACCAGGACGCCGUACGAACACAGCAGCACCAAGGUCACCCUGCUGAUGGACUGGGUCCGCGCCGUGUGUGACUUCUACAACCUGAAGGUGGAAAACUUCACCGUGACGUUCUCGGAUGGCCGCGUCCUCUGCUACCUCAUCCACCACUACCACCCGGGUCUCCUGCCAGAAAGGGCCGUCAGUCACAGCACCACCCAGACUGUGGAGUGCUCGCAGAGGGGCCGCCUGGAGCUCGACUGCUCUGCCAGCGACUCCGACAGCUCCUUUGACUCCCUGCCGGCGGGCCCCACCGGCCCAGAUUCUCCAUCAGUGGAGUUCAAAGAGCUACUGGAGAAUGAAAAAAACAACUUUGGGCUGGUCAACGCUGCCGUGUCUUUCCUCGGUGGCAUUCCUGCCAUGAUCAACCCAGCUGACAUGUCCAACACCAUCCCCAAUGACAAGGUUGUGAUGUCUUACCUGUCCUUCCUCUGUGCUCGUCUUCUGGAUCUGCGGAAUGAAAGCAGAGCCGCGCGCGUCAUACAAGGCGCCUGGAGGAAGUACAGAUUGGAGAAGCAUCUACAGCUGUACAAGGAAAGAAACGCUGCUGCCAUGAAAAUCCAGUCCGUUGCGAGGAGUUUUCUCCAGAAGCGCAGAGCUAAGCGGCAGAAACGAGCUGCCGCUGUCAUCCAAGCGGCCUGGAGGGGAUUCUUGGCCCGCAACCGGCUCCGGCUACGAAAGCAGGCUCGGCUUCGGGCUCUGCAGCAUGAAGCAGCCACUCUCAUCCAGACUCAAUGGAGGAUGUUUUCGGCCUGGAGGGCUUACCGCCGCCUCAGCUACUACGCCAUUGUUGUCCAAGCGCAAUGGCGAAUGAGGCGGGCGGCCGCCGUGUACGGAAGGAUUCGCUGGGCAGUAACUGUCAUUCAGAAGCGCUCGCGAGCGUGGGCACUGGCCAAAAGACAUCGGGAACAGUAUCUCUCCCUUAGAGCCGCGGUGGUGGAAAUACAGCAAGGGUACAGGAGAUGGAAAACGGAAAAGGAAAACCGCGCCGCCGAAGUGAUACAAUCCGCGUUCAAGAAGUGGUACCAGCGAAGAAUGUCUGCCAGAACUGCCGCUGCUGUAAAGAUCCAGUCUUGGUAUAGAAUGCAGACGAGUCUCCAUCAGUACAGAAAGAUCAAGCGGAGCGCGGCGCUCAUUCAGGCGCUUUGCAGAGGUCGCGCACAGAGGCGCCGCUUCCGGGCGCUGAGGCGCCGGCACCGCUCGGCCCUCGUCCUUCAGAGCGCCUUCAGAGGGAUGGCCGCCAGGAAGCGGGUGGCGGAGAUGAGGCGCGCCGCCGUCACCAUCCAGCGGCGCUUCAGGGCCCGCGCGCAGGGGGCCGCGGCGAGGCGGGUGUUUGCCAGGCUGAGACGGGCCGCCGUCACCGUGCAGGCGGCCUACCGCGGCAAAGUGGCCCGGGAGCGGCUGAGGAAACGCCACGCGGCGGCCACGGCGAUCCAGGCGGCGUUCAGGAUGUGCGCCGCCCGCCGGCGCUACCGCGACGCCAGAGAGGCCGCGGCGGUGAUUCAGCGAAAAUACAGAGCCACGGUUUUGGCUCUCGAGGCCAGGAGGGAAUACGCCGCCCUGAGGAACGCCGCGCUGGUCAUACAAGCCAACUGGAGAGGCCGAGCGGAGCGCAAGGCGGCGGAGAGGCGGCAUCGGUGUGCCACGCUGAUCCAGGCCCACUACCGGCGCCACCUGGCGCAAGCGGAGUACCGAUCCAAGGUGGCCGGUGUCGUGGUCGUGCAGCGGCGCUACAGGGCUCACGUGGCCGCGAAGGAGGCGAGGGACGCGUACCUGCGCACCAGAGCGGCCUGCGUCACUCUGCAAGCUGCUUUCAGAGGCGCGAGAGUCAGGGCCGAGCUGACGAAACGCCACCGGGCGGCGACGGUCAUUCAGUCUUCAGCGAGGAUGUUUUCAUGCAGGAAACGAUAUCUCCUCCUACAGAGUGCAGCCGUUGUCAUCCAGUGCCGAUACAGGGCUCGUCUGGUCUGCAGGGCACAGCAGAAAGAAUACGAUGCGCUCAAGCGGGCCGCCGUAAAAAUACAGGCCGCGUACCGCGGCUUUAGAGACCGCCGCGUUCUAAGGAGGAGGCACCAAGCUGCCAGCGCAAUCCAAGCUCAGUUCAGGAUGCACCGCACGCACGUGGCCUACCUCGCCACCAAGCGCGCCGCCGUUAUCGUUCAGGAGCGCUACAGGGCCACCAUGCUCAGGAACCGGCAGAUGCAGACGUACAGGACAAUGAAGUCCGCGGUUGUAGUGAUCCAGGCAGCAUAUCGUGGCCACAGGGCGAGGAGCCACAUUGCAGAGAUGCACCGAGCAGCCACAGUCAUUCAGAGGAACUUUCUCACCAUCAGGGAUAGAAACCAGUUCCUGGCUCUCAAGGCGGCCGCUUCGGUCGCCCAGCGGCGGCGCAGGGCAGCGACGCUGGCCAGGAAAGAUCGCCUGGACUACCUGUCCAAGCGAACGGCAGUCAUUCGUCUGCAGGCCGCUCACAGAGGAUGUAGGGUGAGGAAGCAGCUGCGCAUGAUGCGUUCAGCAGCUGUGACCAUUCAGUCUCACUUCCGGAUGCACCAACGUAGAACCCACUACAGGACUCUCCAGUGGGCUGCCACAGUUUUGCAAGCGAGUUACAGAGCCAAUAAGGAAAUGAGAGCGGAGAUGCAAUCCCUGAGGGUUAAGAGAAAUGCUGCUGUUGUCUUACAAGCUGCCCUUCGAGGAAUGAAAUCCAGACGACUCUUGAAACGCAGGCAUCAGGCUGCCAGUGUCAUCCAGAGAGCCUUUAGAGCCCACUGUCAGCGCCAGCAGUAUCUGACCUUGAAAUCCUCCGUCCUCACCGUUCAGCAGAGGUAUCGGGCCACUGCUGCAGCAAGAGUACAAAUGCACAAAUACCAAACAAUGCGCCGUGCUGCCGCCGUCCUCCAGGCAGCUUUCAGAGGUCAGCAGGUCAGAAAGCAGGUUGCCGGUCGGCAUCACGCUGCCACUGUGAUCCAGUCCGCCUUCAGAAAGCACAGGGAGCAAGUCAAAUUCCGAGCCAUGCGUCUGUGCGCCAUCAUCAUCCAGAGGUUCUACCGCGCCUGCAUUCUUCAGAGGCAACAGAGGGAGACGUUCCUGAGAACGAAGCGAUCCGCCAUCACCCUUCAGGCAGCUUUCAGAGGUCAUCGCGUGCGAGCCAACGUGGCCCUGAUGCAUAAGGCCGCUGCUGUUAUUCAAGCGAACUUCAAGAGGCAUAAGCAGCAGUCCGCCUACAGGAAACAGCAGUGGGCAGCCUGCGUCUUACAGCAGAGGUUUAGAGCUCAAAGACUGAGAAACGCUGAGGUGAAACAUUAUCAACGGUGCAGAAGAGCAGCCGUUGUGUUUCAGGCUGCAUAUCAUGCAAUGAAAUCAAGGCAGGAGAUCAAACGCAGGCAUCAGGCUGCCAGUGUCAUCCAGAGAGCAUUUAGAGCCCACUCUCAGCGCCAGCAGUAUCUGACCUUGAAAUCCUCCGUCCUCACCGUUCAGCAGAGGUAUCGGGCCACUGCGGCAGCAAGAGUACAAAUGCACAAAUACCAAACAAUGCGCCGUGCUGCCGUCGUCCUCCAGGCAGCAUUCAGAGGUCAGCAGGUCAGAAAGCAGGUUGCCGGUCGGCAUCACGCUGCCACUGUGAUCCAGUCUGCCUUCAGAAAGCACAGGGAGGAAGUCAAAUUCCGAGCCAUGCGUCUGUGCGCCAUCAUCAUCCAGAGGUUCUACCGCGCCUGCAUUCUUCAGAGGCAACAGAGGGAGAAGUUCCUGAGAACGAAGCAAUCUGCCAUCACCCUUCAGGCAGCUUUCAGAGGUCAUCGCGUGCGAGCCAACGUGGUCCUGAUGCAUAAGGCCGCUGCUGUUAUUCAAGCGAACUUCAAGAGGCAUAAGCAGCAGUCCGCCUACAGGAAACAGCAGUGGGCAGCCUGCGUCUUACAGCAGAGGUUUAGAGCUCAAAGACUGAGAAACGCUGAGCUGAAACAUUAUCAGGAGGUCAAGAAAGCUGUCACUAAGCUACAAGCUGCCUUUCGUGGAAUGAAAUCCAGAAGAGUGAUCAAACAGAGGCAUCAUGCUGCUUGUGCUAUCCAGCGAGCUUACAGAGCCUCCUGUAAACGCAAGCACUAUCUGCAGCUGAAAUUGUCCGUCAUUACUAUUCAGAGAAGAUAUCGAGCUGCUGUUGGAGCUAAAGCCCAAAGAACACAUUACCUGGAAAUGCUUCGUGCUGCCGUCGUCCUCCAGGCAGCAUUCAGAGGUCAGCAGGUCAGAAAGCAGGUUGCCGGUUGGCAUCACGCUGCCACUGUGAUCCAGUCUGCCUUCAGAAAGCACAGGGAGGAAGUCAAAUUCCGAGCCAUGCGUCAGUGCGCCAUCAUCAUCCAGAGGUUCUACCGCGCCUGCAUUCUUCAGAGGCAACAAAGGGAGACGUUCCUGAGAACGAAGCGAUCCGCCAUCACCCUUCAGGCCGCUUUCAGAGGCUGGUUUGUCAGGAUGGACGUGAGCCGACAAAAUCAAGCCGCAACUGUGAUCCAGUCGUGGUGGAAAUGCUCCGUGCAAAGGCGCGCUUUCCAAAGGGCGCGUGCGACCGCUGUGAAACUCCAGCGGAGGGUCCGCGCUGUGCGGGAGAGGAACCGCUACGCCCGGAUGAGGGAAGCCGCCAUGACGCUUCAGAAACACUGGCGAGCCUGGAUUGAAAGGCGAAAGGAACAAGAGCGAGCCCGGGCGAAGAGGAGGCUCCGCUUCACGUCGGCGGUCUUCCACCACCUCAAGGCCAUAAAGAUCCAACGAGCUCUGAGGGCCCACUGGGCUUUGGAGUCGGCCAAAAGACAAAUCCACUGCGUCGUCACCAUACAGAGGUGGGUGAGAUGCAGGCAGCAGAGGCGGCGCUAUCUGGAGGACAGGAGGAAAGUGCUCACAGCCCAGAGAGCGGCGAAGCGCUGGCUGAGCCGUCGCCACGCGGCGGCCGCAGUCAUCCAGCAGGCCGUCCGCAGGUUCCUCGUCGGAAGGCGCCAGCAGAGGGUCCAGCAGGGCAUCGUGAAGGCUCAGGCUCUGUGGAGAGGACACCGCUCCCGCCGACUGAAUGUCAACGGCAAGUUGUCGAAAAUAAUGCGCCGCUUACGCGAAGUCUCCGCCAGCGUCCAAGAGGAGGACAAACUGUGCAACAAGACGUCGUCUGCCCUGGAUUACCUCCUUCGAUACAAGCACUUUUCCUAUAUCCUCGAGGCCCUUAGAAAGCUCGAGACCGCCACCAGACUUUCCCCAGAGUGCUGUGAGCGGCUUGCUGAGAGCGGCGCCACCAAUGUCAUCUUCACACUCAUCCGCUGCUGCAACAGGAGCGUCCCUUGCAUGGAAGUCAUUACCUACUCCAUCCAGAUCCUUCUCAACCUCUCAAAGUACCACAAGACCAUCGAGGCGGUGUAUCGGGUGGACAACUUUGUGGAGACGCUGCUGGACUUGCUGCAGAGAUACAGGGAGAAGGCGGGGGAUAAAGUAGCAGAGAAGGGCGGCAGCAUCUUCACCAAGGCCUGCUUCCUCCUCGCUCUGCACCUUCAAGACGAGAGCCGCGCAGCGGAGGUCACGAAGCUACCCAAGGCGUUGGAUCGAUUACGCAGUAUUUACCGCCUCACUGCUCGCAAACACGUGAUGGACGCUGAAAGAAGUAUUAUGAAACAAAAAAUGAACGCAUCCGUCAAUGGAAGCUUCUUUGUUCAAGCAACGCCUCGUAAAUCCCGCCCCGUGCCAAAAUUCGCACCGGAUUGGGUUCUGAGAAGAGACAAGCUCAAAGAUGUAGUCGACCCUCUCAGGGCCAUUGAGAUGGUGGCAAACACACUCGGCAUUGUGUUGUAAAUAGAUACGCUUUUUAAUCUAGAUUCAUUUUCUCAUUACUCUACUUCAAAAAAAUAUUUUUUACAGUUUUAGCCAUUUCCUUGAUUUGCAUGUAUAUAUUAAAAAGGAUUUGUUUCUAAUGUCAUGGUGACACUUUUUCUGACAAGUUUGCAUUGUUUUCCUUUACUCGUGGUCUGUGUGCGUGGUAAACAUUUGUGUGCAUAAGUAUAUGUGAGAAAUAUCAAAAGCACUCAGUUAGGUGUGUUCACCAAAAGGAAUAAUAUAUUAUUUGGUAAAGAGGUAUAGAAUAGUCAGUAUAUUUACAAAAAAAGAUUACAAAGUAUAAGAAUACUAUUUGGAAAAAAAAUGGAAUGAGCAUAUAUGUUAGAAAAAGUCAUAGGAUAUUUUUUAAAGUAAAACAAUCAGCUUUGUGCUUUAAGUAUAACUAAAAGUGUGUAAUGGGACAGAAUGUUCAAAAACUGAAAAAAUAAGUUUCAGCUGUUGAACGGGGAGAAGAGCAGAAGGAGUUCAGAGGCUGGAGGAUGAAGUGAUGCAAAAGUUAGUUUCUACAGUAGGCAGUUGAUUUCCACCAAACAGUUGACCGAUGAAUUCGAUACUGCACCUUGUAAAGAGACCUAUUGUGCAGUACGUUACGUGCAGUACUUCUGUCACUGCUCAGGACUCACUCAACGCCUGACAAGUGCACCAUGAAUCAAGCUCGUGUAAACUACAGGUUUCCAUGGAUGGUGGUUGUAUCUCGACUGGUUCUUCAUGCCGUUGUCCUGCCUGCUACGAUCAUUGUUGGUAUUCACGUCACUGCGGCUGACACCUCUACUGCUUUCUGUUAUCCAUUGCUAUUCUACUGUUAUCCAUUGCCAAUUGUUAUUUGUCCAACUACUCUAAAUACAUAUGACUCAUUUAUGUAAAGUACAUUGAAGCUAUUGUAAAGCUUUUACAUUGUUCAUUCCGUGCACACAGCAUCCUGUCAGAGGGAACCUCUCCUUCCUUAUUUCUCCCCCAUUGAAGUUCUUUUUUUUCCUGUGCUAAAAUGAGGGUCCUGGGACAGAGCAUGUGAACAGGUCAUAAAGCCCCCUGAAGCCAAUUUGCGAUUUUGGGGUUAAACAAAAUAACUGAAUUGAUUUGAAAUGACGCAAUUAAAUAAUAAAUAAUAUAUACAAAAUGCACCCGUGACAAAAACGAACAUGAGAAGAAAAGUACAUUUUUUGAUUCAAGUGUUCAAGUUUUAAACAAUGUAGAUGGACUGAAUAAUUAAGUACAAUAUUUACAAUUAAAUAUGUCUAUGUACUGUAUCAUUUCAUACAAAAGACUUAAUGACCUAAUAUUGCUUUUGUAUGUGAUGUUAUAAACACGUU
Molecule: messenger RNA, 10670 nt
Organism: Pungitius pungitius (ninespine stickleback)
Lineage: Eukaryota; Metazoa; Chordata; Actinopteri; Perciformes; Gasterosteidae
Gene: aspm
Product: assembly factor for spindle microtubules
Exons: 26
Coding region: 151-9318 (3055 amino acids)
Biological process (GO): establishment of meiotic spindle localization; mitotic cell cycle; spindle organization
Cellular component (GO): spindle pole
Molecular function (GO): calmodulin binding
Source: RefSeq, a predicted model, not a curated record